Paramecium pentaurelia is the source of this 1892-nucleotide messenger RNA. The record is from the annotation of a GenBank genome assembly. NCBI's taxonomy places the organism in Eukaryota, Ciliophora, Oligohymenophorea, Peniculida, Parameciidae.
AUGAAAUUUACAUUACAAAAUUGGUUCUCAAACAAAGAACAAAAAUUUCUUUUUAGUGCUAUAAGUAUCUUUGCUCUUUAUGGUUUAACAAACUUUGUUUCUAAAUAUAGAAUCCAGAGAAAAUACGAUAAAUUAUGUGAAAGAAAAAGAGAUGAACUCAAAAGAUCUAUUUAAGAAUUUAGAUAAUCAUAUAACUUAUCUACAGGUUUAAGUGCAGAGUUAGAAAAAGAAAUACUAAAUUUCACUAUUGCAGAGGUUAAACAAAUUUUGUUUGAAAAAAAGGCAACAGUUAAAUAAGUGCUGUUAGUUUUUAUUAAUAGAACAUUGUCUGUAGCCACCUCAGACAAUUUGAAUCUAAUAACAGAUAUCAACUUUGUUGAAGCUUUAUAAGAAGCUGAGUAAGUUUAUAGAGUGAUUUAAUUAGGAAACAAGAUUAAGAAAUUUCUUAAGAUCCUUAAAUUAUCUAUAAAUAUGAUCUUUUUGGAAUACCUGUUUCAGUUAAAGACACUUACAUUCAUAAAGGAUUUGAUAACACUUAUGGAUUAGCAUCUCGAUUGUUUAAACCAGCUACCUAUGAUGGAAUCUAAGUUUCUUUAAUUAAGAAAGCUAGAGGUAUAAUAUUUGUAAGAAGCAAUUUACCUUAACUUGCUAUGACUUUUGAAUCUAUUAAUAGAAUUUUUGGAAGAUCUCUUAAUCCAUGGAAUAAGGAUAGAGCAGUAGGUGGGUCCUCAGGAGGAGAAGCUGCCUUACAAGCUGCUCGAUGUAGUGUUAUUGGUAUAGGAUCUGAUAUUGGUGGGAGUAUAAGGAUACCUGCUGCUUUUUGUGGAAUUUAUGGAAUUAAGCCAGGUAUUGGUAGAUAAACUGAAGUUGGAGAAGGGAUUAUUGAAAAAGCAGCUAGUGGAAUGAUUAAUAUAAGACCAUCAAAAGGUCCAUUAGGUCGUAGUGUAGAUGAUAUAACAGUAAUGUUGAGAGUGUUGUUUAAUUCUAAGAAUUAUUCUGAAUUACCAUGUUCAAUUUAAGAUCCUUAUUGGUAACCUUAAGAUCUUGAUUUUACUUAAAAUUCCAAUAAGGAAAAAUUGAAAAUUGGAUAUAUAGAAUAAUUUAAUGAUUUAUUACCACCUAAUUGUAUGAAGAGAGCUGUUAAAGAAGCUUGUUAAGCUUUGAUUAGUAAAGGACAUGAAAUAGUUUAGAUAAAUUUAGAGAAAGAAUUGGAACAUGAAUUAGCUGUUGCUUUUCCAAGGUUAGUAGCAGCAGAAGGAGGAUUUAAAUCUUUCGAAGAUAAUUUAUAAGGUGAAAAGAUAAUUGAAGAAUAUGAAUUAAUGGAGAGAGGAACUAAAAUUCCAAUAUUUUUAUAAACAUACAUUUUAGCACCUUUAUUAAAGUUAUUUGGAUAAAAAACUCUUUAUGUAAUGAGUAAAUAAACUCAUGGUUUAGAUGUUUAUCAAUUUUUAGUAAAUUCAGGAAAACAAAAAAGAAUGAACUUUUAAUUUUUAUAAUAUUUGAAAUUAAAUCAAAUUGAUGCUGUAAUUGUACCUGGAUUUGGUUGUCCAGCUGUUAAACAUGGAGCAUCAAAAGUAUUACCUUUAGCAGCGUAAAUCUUUAGUCUUUAUAUUUAUAGAUUAUAUACAUGGAUAUGGAAUACAGUUGAUGUUCCAGCAGGAAGUAUGCCAAUAACAAGAGUUUAAGAAGGAGAUGAUUUAAAAAUUUAAGGAAAGGAAAGGACUAUUGAUUUAGUGUAUAUUAUGAUGAAUCAAAAUAUGUAAAAUGCAUAGGGAUUACCAGUUAAUGUUCAGGUUAUUUCAUAUCCUAAUCAUGAAGAGAUGGUACUUAGAGUAAUGAAAGAAAUAGAAGGAGUUGUUAAAUUUAAUGAAAAACAUCCUUAUCCAUAUUGA